This is a messenger RNA of Pimephales promelas (fathead minnow), 1921 nucleotides long. RefSeq lists its product as uncharacterized. Lineage: Eukaryota; Metazoa; Chordata; Actinopteri; Cypriniformes; Leuciscidae. The record is from RefSeq and is a predicted model, not a curated record.
GUACAGUACCUCACAGUGAAACUGACACUGUAGAAGCACGUGAACCUGCCGAGCUGCCAUCUAACUCGUUUCUGCACUAAAGGAGAAAUGCAGUUUCAUCAACAAUUUUAAAGAACUUUUUAAUCAUUUGCAAUGCCGAUACGUGACAUGUCGCAAGAUGGGAAUGUCCUUGACACAGUGGGCGAGAUUGACAGUAAUGGCAGCCGUGACAGCAUGGUCAGCUUCAACUCAUGCUUUAGUGAUGAAAGUCUGGAGUAUCUCUCUGCUGAGGAGAAGGCUUGUCUCAUGUACCUAGAGGAGACCAUUCAGUCACUGGAUACGGAGGAUGACAGCGGCCUGUCCAAUGACGAGCCUGAGCAGCUGCCAGCUCGAGGAAACGUGGCUAACAAAGCAGCCCACAUCUCUGCGUCAAUAGGACUCAACAGGGUCCCUAGUCAAGAUGUGCCCAAAAGCCAAUUUGAAGGUCAAUUGUCAUCUAACAGCUUGGUGCAAAAUGAAAUUCUGAAUUUUAUGGUCCCGACUCCAUUUGUCCUCGCGAACCGUAACCCGCAAAUUCAAACCAGACCUGGAUUAGCCGCAUCCCAGAAAAAUACGUCUUCUGGAAGUGCCCAGCUCCAUCAAGAAGCUCCACGAGUUCCCUCAGAGGUCAGUGUGGUUGUGAAUAAAACCAAAGGCAGCAAAGAUACAGCGGAAGAACAGCAGAAUCAUGAGCAGCCAGAGAAUGUGGCACGUAGAGGACCCCUUUCGUAUGAGGCUCUGGUGAAGCUGCGCAAGAGUGCAUCGAUGCGGAAAACCAAUGGAACUGAAGCCAAAACCGAAGGACAGCAGGUUUCUACAAAUAACAAUGUAGUGGGAGACACCUCUGGAUCCCAAACUCUUUCCCAGAACUCACAGGCUGUGACAAGUGGUGGCUCCAAGCCCACUCCUCCACCUGUGGCCCCUAAACCUAAAAUGAAAACCACACACAAAGUCCCAAUUAACCAGGAAGAAGCCUCCAACACUAAGAUUGAUUCAACCAUGCCCGUAGAUAAAUUAAUGAACCCAGAGAAAGUAAGAGUGGAGGCUCUUAGCAAGUUAGGUCUCCUCAAGGAGGACGCACAGAACCCAGUCUGUCGACAACUAAAGCAUUCCCAAUCGCCUGCAAACUUGGAGCAAAACCAGACCACAAGCGAACAUCUUCCUCUAAGCAUCCCUGCAAGAUCUGGAGGACGAAUAAACCAGCCAAUACAAAGUUGCAAUCCUCCCCACCAGAAGUCUGUGAGCGAUCUAGCCACAGCUUCUUCACUGGAACACCCUGAGAUGGGGCGGUCAGGUUCUAACAUCACAGUCAUAAAUCAGGUUUUUAAGAAUCAAAAGUCAUGUUCCUCUGAAGCAGAGAGCAAGAACAACCUUAAAGACACUCAAAUAGAUGCUAAUGAAUCGAUACUCAGAAACGAUGUGUUGCACGUAUCAUCAUCUCAUUCCAAAAGCCUAAACGUGCCGGUUCCCAGCAUCGGAAGGGAUCGGAGAGAGGCAUUACGAAAGCUUGGAUUGCUGAAAAACUGAGAGAUUCUUGAACACGAGGAACCCUGUCUCCCAAAGAUCAGCUAUCAGUCAAACUCCUCAUUUUACACGCCGGUCAGUGAGAUCUGACACAGCACUUGGGUGGAUUAAUGCAUUAACAGACCGGUGUUCAUGUUACCUGGCCUCUCAGAUUCAUCUGUCAUUAAAGUUCUUUAUCUCGGAAUGUGACCUAGUUCAUGACUUACACUGAGAAUGGUCCCUUCUGUUUGUAUUGACUCAGUUAACAGUUGCCCUUUCACGAUUGCUUGUCUAAUCAAAUACACACCAUAAUGCACAUGGAAAGCAGCUAUAAAUUAUGGCAAUGUUUAACCACUGAACAUACAUGAAUAAAGCACUAAUUUUAGCAUAAAAUCUAUCA